AUCCCAGCAUCUCAGCUCUUCAACUUCCACACCCCUCGCACCAGCUCAGACGACCCCAUGCUGAGUCCUACACUGCAGACCGCUCCCACAUGCCCCUGCACGGACACGGGAGAGGGGGGAGGGGGGAGGCAGGGGGGGAGAGGGAGAGGUGGAGGGGGAGGGGGCAGAGAGGGGAGGGGGAGCGGGAGGGGAGUGAGUGACGGUGAUGCUAUGGCAGCGAGUAUUGAGUUGGCGAUGGUGGAUGCGGCACUCCGGGAGUCAGCUGCUGCUGCUGCUGCUGGGGCGUGGGCAGGAGGGGUAGCAGGGGCGGAAGCAGCGUUGAAGCCUUCCCUUCCCUCUCCGCCGCCUCCGCGAAUGCUAGGGGAGGUGUUGAGAGCAGCGGUGAUGGCAGUGGUACCGCUGGGGUGCUGGUGGUACUGGUGGUACUGGUGGUGCUGGUGGGUAUGCGGACAGGGCGCUUUCAGGGGCUACACCAGGGGCGGUGGUGGACACCCUGUUUCCUCGCUGCCCAAUGCUGCCGGGGCUGGGAGGAAGAAGAACAAGGGCAGGCAAUGGGCGGCAGCCGGAGCGGGAAUCGGCACGUCAGCAGGUGCAGCAGGCAGCAGCAGCGGCAGCAGGGCGAAUUCAGCAGCAGCGGGUGGUGGCCGACCAUGGCAGCAGUUCUCAUGAGUGAUCCGGGCUGGAGCAGCAUCACUAACCGGGGCGUUACAGC
Messenger RNA from Closterium sp. NIES-67, 712 nucleotides. The record is from the annotation of a GenBank genome assembly. Lineage: Eukaryota; Viridiplantae; Streptophyta; Zygnematophyceae; Desmidiales; Closteriaceae.